GUUUCGUAUAUGAGGUCCCUUGGUAACGGCUAAGUAUCUAAUAAACAAAGGUCGAAACGCAAGUCAGAUGUUCAUUUUACCGACUGAAGUCUGCUUUUUUAUAUUUCUAUAUAUAAGAUCACCAUCGUGGAAAGAGCUUCCCAAGGCUCUAGUGUCCCCACUCAUAAAUAUUAUUUCCCACUUUACCAAGCACGAUACAAUACACAAAAUUGAACCAACUACAAUUUUGGGCAUCUUUCAUACUACAGCAUAUUAUGAUUGGAAAAUUAGGAAAGCCUUCGUACGGCACGCUGUUUCAGUGCACUCGAAGCAGUGUCGUAGCUCUUGCCACGAAAUCAACGGCCUUAAGCCACCGUCAAAUUCACAUGACACCCUCACCAUCGCUCAACUCGUCAUCGACGACACCGCCCACUCCCCUCGUUGGCCUUGGAGUAUUUAUCAUCCAUCCCACUCACCCACUUUCCACCCCCGAGAAUCCUAUGUAUCUACUCGGUGAACGUAUCAAUUCGACUGCAGCCAACACGUGGGGUCUCCCAGGCGGCCACUUAGAAUUCGGCGAGACUUUUGAAGAAGGUGCAUCCAGGGAGGUGUUGGAAGAAACCGGGUUAUGUAUUCCACCCAAAGAACUCAAGUUUUUCCGCUGUAGGAAUCUGGUCAUGAAGGAGGAGAAAAGACAUUUCGUGUCAAUUUUUAUGGUAGGAGUUUGGGAUGGGAAGGGGGAAGGGCCAAGAGUGAUGGAGGAGGAAAAGUGUAGAGGGUGGGAGUGGGUGAGCUGGGGAGAAACGAAAAAGUGGAUUGAGCUGGAGAACGCUGAGAGAAAGCUAUUUCCAGGGAUGGGGGGUUUAAUUAGAGAACUGAAGGGUGUGGCUCCUUCACUGUGACAUGGAUUUUAUAGGGAUCGUUUGGGCAUCUGGGGAACCCGAAAUCGUACAGGCCAGGCCGUAUUCAAGCUUAUGCAGCGAUUUCAGGCAUUUCCCGUGCGACGACCAAAUGCGUAGUAGUGUACACAGCAUAUAGGGUCACAUCGAGAAAGUCAUGCCAUUUCUACCCAGAGGCGAUGGUGCCUUGAAUCUCAUGGUGCUCUUCGAAGUUGUCAGCAGCAGACUGUCCACUAUCGAUCAAAAUCAUUGCAAAGAUUCUCGGAGUGAUGAAUAAUCACUACCAAGAUGUCUCCUUGUACCGACAAAUUUCACUACGACGAUCUGUGAGAGGCUGAUUCAAUUCGCCUUUUAAUCCUCCACCUAGGCACA
Botrytis cinerea B05.10 is the source of this 1250-nucleotide messenger RNA. RefSeq lists its product as hypothetical. Gene Ontology annotation, cellular component: cytosol. Lineage: Eukaryota; Fungi; Ascomycota; Leotiomycetes; Helotiales; Sclerotiniaceae. The record is from RefSeq and is a predicted model, not a curated record. The coding region runs from base 255 to 881 and encodes 208 amino acids. Gene Ontology annotation, molecular function: 8-oxo-7,8-dihydrodeoxyguanosine triphosphate pyrophosphatase activity. The transcript has a single exon. Gene Ontology annotation, biological process: dGTP catabolic process.